Molecule: messenger RNA, 1657 nt
Organism: Oncorhynchus nerka (sockeye salmon)
Lineage: Eukaryota; Metazoa; Chordata; Actinopteri; Salmoniformes; Salmonidae
Product: asparaginyl-tRNA synthetase-like
Exons: 9
Coding region: 16-894 (292 amino acids)
Biological process (GO): asparaginyl-tRNA aminoacylation
Cellular component (GO): mitochondrion
Molecular function (GO): ATP binding; nucleic acid binding; asparagine-tRNA ligase activity
Source: RefSeq, a predicted model, not a curated record
CAGAAAGCUCCGAAUAUGCGAGGCACCAAAUUUAGAAGUGGGAACAAAAUCAAAGUGCAGGGCUGGGUUCGCUCUGUGAGACCCCAGAAGGAGAAUCUGUUCCUCCAUGUGAAUGACGGGAGCUCCCUUCAGUCUCUACAGGUAGUGGCCAGCUCAGAGCUCAACCACAGACUGCUGACGUUUGGGAGUGCUGUGGAGAUCUCAGGGAGCCUGGUCACCAGUCCCAGCCGCAAGCAGGACGUGGAACUGCAGGCUGACCAGAUAGAUGUGGUUGGAGAAUGUAACCCUGUGGACUUCCCCUUUAAGAUCAAGGAGAAACAUGGUCUGGAAUACAUCCGUCAGUUUCCUCACCUGAGGUGUAAAACCAACGCCUUCAGUUCCCUGCUGAGAAUACGCAGCGAAGCCACCGCUGGUAUACAGCAAUAUUUCAAGGAGAAGGGCUUUAUUCAGGUCCACACCCCAGUCCUCACCUCUAAUGACUGUGAAGGGGCAGGAGAGCUCUUCCAGGUUGAGCCUGCAGGUCAGGAGAAGAACCAGGAUGAGGAAGGGCCCCAACACUUCUUCUCUGUCCCAGCGUACCUGACUGUCUCUGGGCAGCUGCAUCUGGAGGUCAUGGCUGGGGCGUUUCCUGGAGUGUACACUUUUGGACCAACGUUCCGGGCAGAGAACUCUCAGAGCAGACGUCACCUGGCUGAGUUCUACAUGGUGGAGGCAGAGAUCUCCUUCACACAGUCACUCGAGGAUCUAAUGAAGGUGAUGGAAGACUUGUUCAGGUCUACAACAGAACAUCUCUUGUCUCAGUGUCCUGAAGACGUGGCUUUGUAUCACAAACACGUGUCACCAGGAUACAGGGACUAUGUGGAUCUAAUGAUGAAGAAGAGUUUUAAUGUGUAAGUGUGUGUCAUGAUUAUGCAAGCUUUAAUGUGUCCCAAAUGUCUCCCUAUUCCCUACAUAGUGCACAAAUUUUGACCAGGACCCAUAGGGUAGUAGUGCACUGUAUAGGGAAUAGGUUGCCUUAUGGGUCAUGUCUCACAUCUACAAAUCUAAAUCAAAUCAAAUGUCACAUGCUUGGUAAACAACAGGUGUAUACUAACAGUGAAAUGCUGACUGAAGGGUCCUUGGUAAACAACAGGUGUAUACUAACAGUGAAAUGCUGACUGAAGGGUCCUUGGUAAACAACAGGUGUAUACUAACAGUGAAAUGCUGACUGAAGGGUCCUUGGUAAACAACAGGUGUAUACUAACAGUGAAAUGCUGACUGAAGGGUCCUUGGUAAACAACAGGUGUAUACUAACAGUGAAAUGCUGACUGAAGGGUCCUUGGUAAACAACAGGUGUAGACUAACAGUGAAAUGCUGACUGAAGGGUCCUUGGUAAACAACAGGUGUAGACUAACAGUGAAAUGCUGACUGAAGGGUCCUUGGUAAACAACAGGUGUAGACUAACAGUGAAAUGCUGACUUAAGGGUCCUUGGUAAACAACAGGUGUAGACUAACAGUGAAAUGCUGACUGAAGGGUCCUUGGUAAACAACAGCUGUAGACUAACAGUGAAAUGCUGACUGAAGGGUCCUUGGUAAACAACAGGUGUAGACUAACAGUGAAAUGCUGACUUAAGGGUCCUUGGUAAACAACAGGUGUAGACUAACAGUGAAAUGCUGA